Fukomys damarensis (Damara mole-rat) is the source of this 2686-nucleotide messenger RNA. RefSeq names its product chromosome unknown C14orf93 homolog (gene CUNH14orf93). The coding region runs from base 499 to 2112 and encodes 537 amino acids. The record is from RefSeq and is a predicted model, not a curated record. NCBI's taxonomy places the organism in Eukaryota, Metazoa, Chordata, Mammalia, Rodentia, Bathyergidae. The transcript is spliced from 7 exons.
GGCUUGCCGGCUCCGGGCGCCGCGAGUCCUCCUUUUUGCACACACACGAAUACAAAGAGCCAUACGACCUUCGGAUGCCAGGAGGGCCUUCUGAGUGCCCUCUGUUCCUUAGAAUGCAGUGGCCCGGAUGUGUGGGUGCAGGAAGGAUGCCUUCCACCCUAUGACGCUGCCCUCCUCAGAAGUCCCCUGCCAGUAGGGGGCGAGUGUGACACUCGGUGUGCUGUGCUAGGGGACCAUAGAAUCUGCCAGUAGAAGGUGGCAUCUCUCCUCCUCCCCACGCAGGCUGAGGAGAGGCAGCCAUGGACUGUGUGCUCCUUCACGGCUGGCCCACUUCUCCGUCGCGGAUCCCACGGCCAGGAGCCGCAGCUCCUCUGACCAUCCGCCGUGGGAAAGCAAAGUGAAAUCUGACGAAGAGGCCAGCGCUUCCGAAGUCCACUGACCUUAGGCCCUUCGGAGCUGUCCAGGGUGUGAGCACGGUUGUCAUUGAGUUCAUCAGCCAUGUCCUUCAGUGCCACCAUUCUCUUCUCCCCUCCCAGCGGCAGUGAGGCCAGAUGCUGCUGCUGUGCCUGUAAGAGCGAGACGAGCGGGGACAGCGCAGGCUCUCAGGGCAGGAACCCUCCUCCAGGAACCCCCAUCACGGUGACUGGACAUGGCCUGGCAGUUCAGAGCUCUGAUCAGCUCCUGCAUAUUAUCUACCAGCGCGUGGACAAGGCAGUGGGGCUGGCUGAGGCCGCUCUGGGUCUUGCCCGGGCCAACAAUGAACUGUUAAAGCGGCUGCAGGAGGAAGUAGGUGAACUAAGGCAAGGGAAAGUGUGUAACCCUGAUGAGGAUGGGGAGAGCCGGGCCCGCAGUCCCCCAGCUGAGGAACCUGGGCCCCUCAAGGAGAGUCCUGGUGAAGCCUGCAAGACUCUGUCUGCUGUGGAGGAGGAGUGUGACAGCGUGGGCAGCAGUGUGCAGGUGGUGAUCGAGGAGCUGCUGGGGGCAGCCUCAGCCGUGGGGCCUGGGCCUCUGGGCUUCCCGGCCCCUCAGAGAGACCUGAGGCUCCCAGGAUGCGCCCUGUCUGCCAGCGAGGGGCCCCCGCUGCUGCAUCCUCUGGUGGAUGAUUAUGUGGCCUCUGAGGGUGCAGUACAGCGAGUGCUUGUCCCUGCUUAUGCCAAACAGCUUUCUCCAGCCACACAACUGGCUAUCCAGCGGGCAUCCUCAGAGACAGGACCAGAGAAUGGAGCCAAGCUGCCACCACCCCGUCCUGAGGACAUGCUCUGUGCUGCUGCUGCGUUGGACAGUACCUUGGAAGAGUCUGGCCCUGGGAGCACCGGGGACCCGAGACACUCUCUCGGGCUCACUGCUUCCCCGUGCAGGACCCGCGUGAGUGGGCAGAAGAACUCCAGGCGCAAGCGAGAUCUAGUUCUCUCUAAAUUGGUCCACAAUGUGCAUAACCACAUCACCAAUGAGAAGAGAUUCAAUGGGUCUGAAAGCAUCAAGUCCUCUUGGAAUAUUUCAGUCGUGAAGUUCCUUCUGGAAAAGCUCAAGCAGGAGCUGGUGACCAGUCCCCACAAUUACACUGACAAGGAGCUGAAAGGAGCCUGUGUAGCCUACUUCCUCACCAAGAGGCGUGAGUACCGCAACUCUCUGAACCCCUUUAAAGGUUUGAAAGAAAAAGAAGAAAAGAAACUUCGAAGUCGCCGGUACCGGCUUUUUGCCAACCGAUCCAGUAUCAUGAGGCAUUUUGGACCUGAGGACCAACGCCUGUGGAAGGACGUGACUGAAGAGCUCAUGUCAGAUGAAGAGGACAGUCUGAACGAGCCAGGGGUCUGGGUGGCCCGGCCUCCCCGUUUCCGGGCCCAGCGCCUCACAGAGCUCUGCUACCACCUGGAUGCUAACUCGAAACACGGCACCAAAGCCAACCGUGUGUAUGGGCCUCCCUCAGACAGGCUGCCUUCUGCUGAAGCCCAGCUCCUUCCACCAGAACUUUACAACGCUAAUUUCCAAGAAGAAGAAGAAGAGGGAGGCGAUGAGAAUGGAUCUGUCUCCCCGUCUUUUGACCAGUCCCACAAAACCUGUUGUCCUGACUUGAACUCAUUCAUUGAAAUCAAGGUGGAAAAGGAUGAGUGAAGUCUAUCAUCAAGAAUAACUGUUUUUUGCCACUUCUGUGUCCCAGAAAUGGGAGGCCACAGGUCUUCUCAAAAUAAGAUACCCUCUGCAAUCUGAGAAAGUAGAGAUUUGCCUCUGUUUGUAACAGACUCUGGUGGGCUAAAAGAACAUCUUUAGAAGGAGGGACACUCCCCACUGGGAAUGGCAAGCCAGAAAUUGCUUACUCCUAAGCGUAAACCGCACCUCAGAGGAGCCUGGAAUGAGAAAAGGAAGAUGGGACUGAGAAGCGUGAGGCCUUCCCAACACAUGUCUGGGUCUUGGAGUUGCCCCCUGUUCCCGCAUCCCUCUCACCCAAAGCUCAGGGGAUGCAGCUUUGGUUGUAGCUUUUGCUUCCCCAGACUUGCUGGUCUCUCGCUGCAGUGGAAGAACAGGACUAGCCCUGCAUCAUACUGCCACCUGGUGGGCAGUUUCAUCCACGGACGUGACUCUGGGAUCUAGAUAUAAUAGCUGUUGUUUAUUGAAUCAUAUAAGGAAGAUUUUAUUAUUCUCAUCUUACAGAUGAAGAAAUUAAUGAAUAAAGAAUUCCCAUGUUUCA